Fonsecaea monophora is the source of this 504-nucleotide messenger RNA. RefSeq lists its product as hypothetical. NCBI's taxonomy places the organism in Eukaryota, Fungi, Ascomycota, Eurotiomycetes, Chaetothyriales, Herpotrichiellaceae. The record is from RefSeq and is a predicted model, not a curated record. The transcript has 2 exons. Bases 1 to 504 code for a protein of 167 amino acids.
AUGGCAUGGAAGCAGCAGACCACUCCGAUUCCUGCGGGUCCUCCACCUAGUGCCGAGACCGAGGCAUUUUUGUUGUUCUGGAUACCAGACAUUUUCACCCCACGCAUGGCGACCGCCAACGGCUCAAUCAAGGCUGCCAUGUCCAGGGUCAGAGAGUCCGGCAAGACGUGUAGCGUGUUCGGGCUAACAGCAACCCGCUCUGAGAGCCUGCCUCCGUCGCUACUGGCACCAAGCCCUGCGAGUUUGGUGCAGCCGUUGGUGAACGAGUUCUUACCAGGCUCCGGAUCCGGGAGGAGCAUAGGCAAUUCCACCGGCGAUCUCGUGUCCCAUGACUGUGCCAGCCGGGAGCUCCAGGCCGGCAAGACCUCCUACGAGGGCGGUUCAACAUGUGAAGGUGAAGAUGGCCAGUCGGCACUCGCCAGCUUCGUAGAGGAGGGCGUCGCUACCUCAAAUUCUACACCACUCUAUAUUGACGACAGCAUUUUAUCGGACAACGCUGGUUGA